CUUCUCGCACGUAAAGGUUGCAAACCCGAUUAACUGUGGUGCCAGGCGGCUGCGGAGCGGUUCCUAGAAGCGCUCUGCUGUUGUGUAGAGGGGAGCGGGCGCCAAACGCUGCGAAUCCUCCCUGAAGUAGCACCGUGUAAGAACGGUUUAGCUAUCAAUGGCAUCCACAGUGAAUCUGAAAGAAGCCAAUGGCAACCAAAGUUCCUGGGAUACUUUGCUACCAGAUUUCCCCAAGGGGCCGCUCUGCAAAUAUCGAAAGAAAGCUUCCUUCAACUGGAAGGAGAUGGCAGUGUUUCUGGAUGGUGAGGAUAUCAUCCAGCUUAAAAACAGAAUCUUCUCUGCUCUAGAAAAUGAUCCUUUCUUCGUACAUCGUCCUGGAGAAGAUUUGAGCCGUGAGAAGUAUCAGGAGCUGACGUUCCUGCGCUGUAAACGACUCUUUGAGUAUGACUUUCUUACUCAGCAAGAGAUCAUAGAGAAUCCAUUAAAAAUAUUUAAUAUGGUUAUCUGCAUAGGAAUGUAUGAUUGGUCUCCGUGUCUCCAGUAUUUCUUGCAUUGCGGUGUAUUUGCAGGUACAAUUUUGAGUGCUUCAAACAGGUUUGCAGACCUACUGGGAAAAGUUUUUAACAUGGAGAUUUUUGGAUGUUUUGCUCUGACUGAACUCAGCCAUGGAACUAAUACCAAAGGCAUACGGACCACUGCCACAUUUGAUCGUAGCACUCAGGAAUUUAUCAUCAAUACACCUGACUUUGAAGCUGCAAAGUUCUGGGUUGGUAAUAUGGGGAAACACGCCACCCAUGCAGUUGUGUAUGCCCAACUGUAUACUCCUGAUGGACAAUGCCAAGGAUUACAUUCCUUUAUUGUACAGAUUCGAGAUAUAAAAACUCUCCUACCUAUGCCAGGUGUGAUGGUAGGUGACAUAGGAAAGAAAAUUGGGCAGAAUGGUUUAGAUAAUGGGUUUGCCAUGUUUCACAAUGUCAGGAUACCUAAAGAAAACAUCCUGAAUAUAGCUGGAGACGUCACAGCUGAGGGGAAAUACUCCAGUUCUUUCAAGGAUGUUAAAGAGCGUUUUAGCGCAUCUCUUGGAUCUUUGUCUAUCGGCAGAAUUCUGAUCACAGCAGUUUCUGCAACCAAUUUAAAGCUUGCCUUAUCAAUAGCCAUUCGCUUCUCAGCAACUCGCCAUCAGUUUGGACCAACUGAUGAAGAGGAAAUACCUGUUCUUGAAUACCAAACACAGCAAUGGCGUCUUCUUCCUUAUUUGGCUGCUGCAUAUGUCUUAGAUUAUUUCUCCAAAUCACUGUUUGAGAACUUCGUUGAAUUUUUUGCAGGCUUAUUGACAAAGCAAAGGAGUCAGAGGCAGGCUGAUUUGGGACGUGAGAUUCAUGCCUUAUGUGCUGCCAGCAAACCACUGUCUUCUUGGACUGCUCAGCAGGCAGCCCAGGAGUGUCGAGAAGCUUGUGGAGGGCAUGGUUACCUUGCAAUGAAUCGUCUGGGUGAAAUUCGAAAUGACAAUGAUCCAAACUGCACAUAUGAGGGAGAUAACAAUGUCCUGCUUCAGCAAACCAGCAACUACUUAAUGGGCUGGAUGAAUUGCAUAAGAGAUAAAGUGCCUUUCGAAUCCCCUCUUGGAACAAUAAACUUUUUGCAAGACUACCAUCACAUCCUUGGCAGGAAAUUCACCGCCGUUAGUGUUGAAGAUUGCAUGGACUCCUCAGUUCCUUUAGCAGCAUAUAAGUGGCUGGUUUGCUACCUGCUCCGAGAAAGUGACCUAAAGCUGAAGAAGGAGAAGCAGUCAGGGCAAAGUGAUUUUGAGGCAAAAAACAACUGUCAGGUGUACUACUGUCGGUCACUAGCCAUUGCUUUUAUUGAACAAACAGUCUUACAAAGAUACCAUGACUACACUCAUGACCCCAACAUACCAUCUGCUCUGCAGACAGUGCUUAAGAAUCUCAGUGCUCUGUAUGGACUCUGGUCUUUAAGUAAACAUCUGGCUGUGCUCUACCAAGGUGGCUAUGUUUCAGGUGAACAAGCUGGUAGGUUUAUUCAGAAUGCUAUUCUGGAGCUUUGCUACAGGUUGAAAGAUGAUGCAGUUGCCCUUGUUGAUGUCUUUGCUCCUCCUGACUUCAUUCUCAACUCUCCCAUUGGUAAAGCUAGUGGUGAGUUAUAUAAAAAUAUGUGGUCGGAGAUCCUUCAAGGCAACAAAGCUCUGAACAGACCUUCAUGGUGGGCAGAAUUUUGUAUUAAUAAACCUGUUACAGGCAGGCUGAGGUCAAGAUUGUAAACCAAACAACUUGUAAAAGGCCGGAUAGGCCUGAGAUGGAUACCAUAUUUCAAACAUCAAGAGGAAAUGAGACCAUAUGUCAAACACUGAAAAGCAAGAAAUUUCAUAUAGAAGUGCCAAGUUUUAAAAUAACUUUGAAAUCAGGUCCAACUUGGUCUCAAGGACUCUUAACAUAAUAAUGACAGGAGUGGGAGCAACACAUCUGCACACUAUUCAUAUUUACUUGGUUAAAUACAAAGAAUGAAGGUUCAUAAUGAUCAUUGCUUUGCAAAGUUUCUGUAAACGAAGUGUUCCAAUUGCUCACUUGACCACUGGCAUAUUGCAGAAGUUAAAUAAUCAAAAAACAUUUCCUCCAGGGCAUAUGAACAAGCUCAACAAAUGUAUUUUUUUGAGAUUCUAGGAUAAUAUUUGCAAAAUAAAAAAGAAUCUGAAGAAAAAAAGGAAAAAGACAUCAAGAACAUCAACAGUAGUAAACCUAAUUCCUGACAGCUAUGAAGCUCUUCUGAUUCACUUCAUGCACGUCUGUGUUAAACUGCUUAAUUGCUCUUCCAAUGCAAGAAAAGGAUUGGAUUUGUAGAUAAUCUGCCUUUGAAUCGUGUGUAUAUCUGUACAUACAACAAAUCAAACAUGAUUCAUGCAUCUUUUUUUUAAAUGUGUAGUACUACAAACUCAAAGUCUUGUAUAUAUUUUCUUUGUUGAUUAUAAUAUUUUUGCUGCUGCACAUCUAGUAUCAAGUCUGGGAUAUGUUGACGCACAGAAAUUGCACCUAUGUUUUAGGUCAGAAUAUACUUGAAUUAUAAAUAUGGAAUUAAAAGUACAUACAACAGUGAUAGGCAUUAUUAAAUGUGUUAGUAUUUUUCUCUUUCAGCUAUAUUAACUGUCAAAUGUUUUUAACUUGUUUUUCUUCAGGAAUAGAAAAGACUAACAGAACUUUGAAAAUUCAUAAUAUUUUGUUUCAGAUACGUUGUGAAAAACUAAUUUUUCCUUUAUUGUGUCUAUGAACUGAAGUACUGUUAUGCCUAAAUCUUGUGGGGGUUUUUUUGUUUUUUUGUUUUUUUUGUUAUGAACAGUCUUUUCAAGCCAAAGAGAUUAUUUAUCAAUUCAAAAGUUGAGUGUUUAUGGCUAAUUACAAAUAAUUUUUGGCUUGGGCUAUUAAAUGAAUGUGAAUUCAAUACUUGAGUGUUGAAUUCUACUUGAGCAAAAUCAGACCCUUGUCUUUGUGGAGUUUUACAAUUUCCUCGAUAGCUGCAAUGUCAAUAUUUGAAAGUGAGUCCUUACAGACUGCUACAAUGUGAUCAGGUAGUUCUGUAGAGGCUUCUACAGUUCCAUCCAAAUCUCACAGAGUUCAGGAAACAUUUCAUUACUGGAGAAUGCAUUGAAAGGGCAGUGUCAAGAUCUCUCAGAGGACCUCAAGGUACAUUUAUUUACCAAACAGAUUUUUUUAAGGUUUUAAGAGCAAUUCAUGGUCAAUUAUAAGAUCACCCUCAACAUACUUUGUUAAAAACAAACAAAAAUAUUUUGUGUAGUUCCAUUGGAACUAUUCUUUCUUCUCCUGUCUCUAUUCUUUCUUCUUCUCUAACGAAGUACCACAGUUCAGGAUGUUCCAACGCAAGCUCUUUGUCUAGCUAUUGAACUGUAUGAAACAGUCAAAAGUUUAGCCAUCUUUGCUGAUAAACAAAUCAGUAUUAAUUUUCUUUGAACUGUUUUGCUUCUUUUAAGGAUGUCCAAUAGGUGGCAUCAUCCCAUGGAAAAUAUUAGAUCACUACAGCUAGAUUAGAUAUUAUAGAAUUAUAGUCACAUAAUUAACUUAAUCUAUUUUCUGUAUCACUGGGGAAUCCAGCAGCUGUCUACUACUUGCAUGUGUGCAGACCUGAUGGAAGUAGGUAGAGCACGUUGUGCCUGAUAUCUGGUAUGAACACCAGGAUUGUUGGUAUCAAAAGGGGCAAGAGGGAGAAGAGAUGCCCCUCUGCACAAAAUGGAGCAAGCAGCAGCACUGAUCUGCCACUCCUCAUUCACUACUACCAACUGAUCACAGCAGCAUUAUGUCUUAACUGUCUUACAUAUGUGGGAUUUCACCAUCACCUCUCAGCUCUUCGUGAGUGGUGCAGUCUUUUCCUACCUCUUUCCACACCUAGGAAGAAGAAACAUAGCAGAGCUGUAUUUAUAUCUUGCAUAUAUACUAGAAGUUUAUUUGUGAGACCUUUGCAGCCCAGAAGAAAAAGAGAGUUUUGCACAUUUUUUUUCUUCCAAAAAAACUCCAGAAAAAUCAGCUGUAUUGCAUUAGAACCAAACUGAAGACACAGUGAGCCCCAAAGUUAUCUACCAAACAUGACAGGAAAAACAUAAUCCUAUCACUUCUGUAGAAAUAUAUCCCUAAACAGUUCCAGCUAAUCUUAUUUAUGGCUACUAUUAAGUCAACAUUCAAAAUCCCUGAUAAAAGCUGAGCUCCUCCGUGCUGAUAAGGACUACAAACUGACGGGGAAAUGUGAUGUUUGUACUGAAAACCUCCUAACUUUGACUAAAACAAGCACUGCAGAGUCUGCCAGCAAGCAUAUGAUUAUGGGCAGGCAGAAUUGGAUACCCAGUAAAAUGACAUGCUUAUGGACUGUGCAAGUCUUUCAUGCGGCUUGCUCCAAGUUUAGAGCUUCGUGGGAUCUUUGAAUACCCAUACAGUCAUGGGAGGAGUUGGCCACCUACACAUUUUACCACACCUUGGAUAACAAAGUGCCAAAGCUGGAGCAAGUAAAAAUGAAGCAGACGUAAAGGGGGCCGUAGGGAGUUUGUGACACCCAACAUCUCUGUACCCCAUCCAAGGGGGCGAUGGUGGCUGCUCACCAAGACUUCGCACACUCCGUGCCAGGUGUUCAGCAGCUGUUGGGCUUUCUGUGCUGUCAACAGAGGCUAUCUCCAUUUACUCUCACACUCUGCAGAGCCACAGUGCAGCAGGCUCACUAUGUAGCUCCAAGGCAUUCUGCACUCAACGAUUACCAAAGCCUUAAUAAUUUAUGUAUGAAUAUCUGGAUAAGCAUUCCUUAAUCAGUUACUACUAUGAAGUUCUGCUCUGUGUAUUAAGCCAGAACAACACAACCAAGUAAGCAAAAUCAUUUUCCUCUUAAGUCAGUAACAAGCCAGAGGUUCUAGAGGACUUCUAUAUCCAGUGUGUCAGAAGGCCAGAAGCUGUAUGCAGAGUAGCAUGGAGGGAGAAAGAUGUAAUGAAAUUUGGCAUCCAGUCCUCUACUAAAUCAUAGGUCAAUAAUUCAACACUUACCACAAGAUGUCAUUGUUAUAUGCAGUUUGUUCCUCUUCACAGGACAUUAAAUAAAAGAAACUUCUGGCUGAACAGAAAAGUCAUUUCCUUCCCAGUUCAAAAGCCAAAUAAGGUUGGAUGUGACAUUUUAACUUGGGCAGAGAGCUGGGUCAGAGGCUGUCAAAUAGCUUCAACCCAAAACAAUUUGGCCAUGGGAAUCUGUCCUUUCGAGCUGCCACAUGAAGGCAGCUAAGUCUGUCACCAGAAACUUGAAUUCAAGUAGAUGUUUGCACGAGCCCUGAUCAACAAGAUUUCACUGUGCCCAGAGUGGCUUGUCUCCUAAGUAAUGGCAUUUUUCUUCUUUGAGAUUUUGUCAGGCUGCGUCCCCACCGACGGUAUUUCAAACUGCUUUCCUCUGUGAUGUGAUAUUUCUGCUGAUGUGAGUCAAUUAAAGCAAAAAAGCUUUUUUAUAUAAGAAAAAAAAAUAAUAUUCAUGUUUUAAUAAUUUAAUAAUUCAUGCAUUAAGACACUGAAUGCACACACCUCCUUUGCUGCUGUGGCAAGAUACAUACAUGGAUAUUUCACAUCACCUUUUGUAGGAGUGAUGGUGUCAGAAGAAAGGAACAGGGAGUCAGAUGGAAGCCCUACCAGCUUUACAGCUGCAGAUUUGGGGAUAUGGCUUUCCCAGAGGUGCUUAUUUUCUGCACUAAGCCGUAGACUCAUGCUCUUCCAUUUCUGUCUGUAAACCUCUUUCCCACUAUAAUAAAUGUUUUACCAUGAA
This is a messenger RNA of Anas platyrhynchos (mallard), 6306 nucleotides long. It is a transcript of the gene ACOX3, whose product is annotated as acyl-CoA oxidase 3, pristanoyl. The record is from RefSeq and is a predicted model, not a curated record. NCBI's taxonomy places the organism in Eukaryota, Metazoa, Chordata, Aves, Anseriformes, Anatidae. Gene Ontology annotation, molecular function: fatty acid binding; FAD binding; pristanoyl-CoA oxidase activity. Gene Ontology annotation, cellular component: peroxisome. Gene Ontology annotation, biological process: lipid homeostasis; fatty acid beta-oxidation using acyl-CoA oxidase.